Danaus plexippus (monarch butterfly) is the source of this 1570-nucleotide messenger RNA. Its product is annotated as odorant receptor 4-like. The record is from RefSeq and is a predicted model, not a curated record. Gene Ontology annotation, cellular component: plasma membrane. Gene Ontology annotation, molecular function: olfactory receptor activity; odorant binding. Gene Ontology annotation, biological process: sensory perception of smell; detection of chemical stimulus involved in sensory perception of smell. Lineage: Eukaryota; Metazoa; Arthropoda; Insecta; Lepidoptera; Nymphalidae. The transcript is spliced from 11 exons. The coding region runs from base 215 to 1348 and encodes 377 amino acids.
CUGUGAUUGUGCAUCCGCCACCUACGACGUCAUUUCCAUCUAUAUAUAAAUAUAUAUAAAUUAACUGCAACAGGUUCACAAGUUCGUUUUGGACGACUACGAUGCAACUUACAAACUGGCGAUACAAGUAUUAAGAGGACUCUGUCUUAAAUUAACAGACGAAAAAGAAUCAAAUACAACUAGUAAAAUACGUUACCUGGCAUUCUGGUUCUUGAUGCUGAAUAUAUACUUAUCUACAGUGCUGGAAACACUCGGUGUAAUAACGACUGCGUCAAGCGGAACCAUAAUAGACUUGUUUACUAUGAUGCCAUGUGUAGGGUAUCUUUUUGUGGCAAUAGCCAAAUUCUACAAAAUAGAACGCUACAAACCGGUGUUCAUUAAUCUGAUAAGUGAAUUGAGAGAAAUGUGGCCGGAAAACAACGUCACUGAUGAAGAACAAGUUAUUAUCAACAGCGCCUUAAAUCGACUCCGACUGGUUACUAAAACUUACUUCUACUGUAAUUUAAUAUUGGCUUUCAUCUUCACCCUGCCGGCCAACAUUAACCUUGUAAAGUCUCUGUUUGGUAUCGAAGUGCCGCGUAUUUUGCCUUUCGUCUACUGGAUGCCAUUCGAUCCGUCUAAGAAGGUUGUCUUUGAAGUAGUUCUCAUUGUGCAAAACAUACAUUGUUUCCUCUCUGCAGCCUACAUGUUAGCAGGAGAUCUCUUGUUCUUCGUAUUCCUCAGUCACAUCACUACACAAUUUUCCUUACUUGCUGUCAGGAUUCAAAAGAUGUUCUACGUUCCAAUUGAUGGACAGCUACCGGAGUCGUAUCCACUCGGAUAUUAUAACAAAGAAAAUUCAUUAAAUAAUCCAAAUCAGGACACAGCAAACAACAGAUGCAAGGUGGAAGAGGAGGAGCUCAAAAAUAUUGUUAUACGACAUAAAGCUUUAAUUCGAUUGUCAAAUGACGUUGAGAACAUGUAUUCGUUUUCACUUCUCGUGAAUUUCCUGAACAGCUCCAUAAUUAUAUGCUUCUGUUUAUUUUGCUGCGCGUUCGUUGAAAAAUGGAACGAGUUUAAUUACAAAAUAUUUUUCAUAACCGCCAUUUCUCAGAUAUGGAUUCUCUGUUGGUACGGACAGCAUUUGGUUGAUACUAGCGCUGGUGUCGGGGAGGCUCUAUAUAACAGCGCUUGGUAUGUAUCAUCGAACAGCAUAAAGAAAUCUAUACUUAUUAUGAUCCACAGAUCCCAGAGGCGAGUGCACAUAACGACUUUUGGCUUUUCAACAGUGUCAAUGGAAUGUUAUGCAACGAUUCUCAAAACAUCUUGGUCUUACUUUACUCUCCUAAUUAAUUUGUAUAACACAUAAUCAAUCAUAAAUUUCUUUUAAUCUAAUUCAUUAUCUUAAUUAUAACUAUCUUAGAAAGUCAGAAAAUAAGCUACAAUAUUUAAUAAGUAACAAAAUAAAAUUAAUAUUAUAUUCUUUACAAAAAAAAUAUUACUUUAGCUUAAUAAGAUUGCUUCAUAAUUUUUAAACCGGCUUGUGAUAUUUAAGCACCAUCUAGCUCUGACUUACAAUUUAAACAGAACA